AUGCCAUUUGAUCCUCUAGAGCUAUUCAGCGCACCUGAACGCAAGUGUGACGAUGAUUUUCAAAGCUUGGAUGUGAACAAUGAAUCGGUUCAAUUGGUUGACUCCAAUGAUGGCACAGAGGAUCAAAUAGAUUCGAUUUCAACUGAUAAUCUAGAGAAUGACGAAAUGCAAGAUGAUGGUAUGGUGCCACUCCAUAUCCACGAUCUUCCGCUUCUACAGCGAAAACCAGAUUACUCUGUUUUGGCGCUUUUUCUUCGUCUUUUCUCACCAGAUCGUGUUUUAAACUUUUCACCUCUGGAGCCAGAAACAGACCCAGAAACGAUAUUCAAAACAAAAGAUGUCGUGGCGGUGAUAGAAGAUGCGUUGAUAUGGCUUCUGAGCUAUUGCCCUCGUUUUCAAACCCGCUCACUGCUUGCAAGCGUAUCAUUUCUUGCAGAAACACUCCGGAAGGGAAAUAUGUCUGAAUAUAAUGGCUGGCUCACUCAAGUUAUUGCGUCUGAGCUACAAUGGAUUGAGGAACUGAAGAGAGAGGAAAUCCAUCAUCUUGCAGCGCUUCGAUUGGCUGAAAACUGUGGGCGUACUGCUCAGCCAGAAAUCCUUCGACAGAUCGAGAUCCCUCACUUGGAUAGAGCACUCUCCUUAAAGGAGCCUUCGUUGACUUCUGAUAAUCUUGGCCUCAAGACAUGGGGCUCGUCUUUUUUGUUAGGUUCUAGACUCGCAAAGCCAUCUCAACAUACGUACCUAAAAGCGCCCGUAUUGGAACUUGGCCUGGGCACUGGCCUAGUCGGAAUGGUGUCUUGCAUUUUAGGGUUUGAAACCGCCCUCACAGAUCUUGCCGAAAUCGUACCCAAUCUCCGAGAAAAUGUUGAGUUGAACGAAAUCAAUAAUGCUUUGGUAGACGAACUAGACUGGCUGAAUCCAUCAUCCUUCCUUCUGAAACACGAUCUGCCGAAAUACAAUACUGUCAUCCUCUCUGAUCCUCUCUACUCGUCAUUGCAUCCACAAUGGAUCGUGGACAUGAUAAAUUUGUUUUUGAGCGACGACAAGGAGGCAAGAGUGUUGCUCCAGGUGCCCAUUCGUCGUAAUUUCGAGAGGGAACGAGCAUCCCUAUGGAAAUUAAUGGCUUCAAAUGGUUAUACAGUUACUCAGGAAGAGAUCGAAGAGGGUCAUGAUGACUUUGGCGAGUCUAAGUUUAUAUUUAAGAAAUACGUGCGUGGAAGUGGAGCCCUGAUUAAUUGA
Molecule: messenger RNA, 1239 nt
Organism: Australozyma saopauloensis
Lineage: Eukaryota; Fungi; Ascomycota; Pichiomycetes; Serinales; Metschnikowiaceae
Product: S-adenosylmethionine-dependent methyltransferase
Exons: 1
Coding region: 1-1239 (412 amino acids)
Source: RefSeq, a predicted model, not a curated record